This is a messenger RNA of Saprolegnia diclina VS20, 972 nucleotides long. RefSeq lists its product as hypothetical. NCBI's taxonomy places the organism in Eukaryota, Oomycota, Saprolegniomycetes, Saprolegniales, Saprolegniaceae. Bases 394 to 972 code for a protein of 192 amino acids. The record is from RefSeq and is a predicted model, not a curated record. The transcript is spliced from 2 exons.
AUGGCGCAGGACGCUCGCCGCAUCGUAGAUGCGAAGCGAAAGGCCGACCUCGCAAACACGAUCCAGCUCAAAAUAUUUUACGACACCGGCCACAGAAAGCUACUGCGUGUCUCGAAGCACGCUACGCUCGCCGACGUGACGGUUCGGGCCGUCGCGCGUUUUGAGCUGCGUAUCGCGAUGGACUGUGCCCGACUACGGGCCUACUCCGAGUCCAUGGCGUAGCCGCGGGAGACGUACGACGGACGCGAACACUGCUCGCUGGUCGAGCUGUCGAUCGACUCGGUAUGCAGCUUGUAUCUCGAGGUCCGACCGAUCACCGAUCAAGCGUGGACGGUAUAUGACCCUACGGCUUUGACACUGCUCGUGCGUCGAUACGUCCCGUCAACGGAUGCGAUGCCCGAGCACUUUACAGAGCCGCCCGAGCUUGUGCAGCUCCCGAGUGACGUGCGACUCGUCGACUUGCUCUCGCUGCUCAGCGCCAAGCUCAGAAUGGAUCGCAACCAAAUGCGGCUGCUGACGAUGCGCACGUCGGGCUACUGGUCCAUUUCGACGACGGUUCUCAACCCGACCAACGACGCGACGACGCUGCAGCAGACGCUUUGCGGCAAUUUGAUGUUUCGUGAUGGCUACAGCAUCUACGUCGAAGCCGUCGACGCGCUGGCGUCAUCGCCGUCGCUGGCCAAGGAGCUCUUUGUAGCCCGCGCCCAUUCGAUCACCCUUCAAGUCAAGACGACGGAGCCAACUCUCCUACGCGCCAAGAACGCCGAAGGUGACGCGAUGGGCUGGUCGUUCACCGUCGACCGCCGACAACCGCUUCAGGAGCUCAAGGAUCAAAUCUGCACGUUUUUCGAGCUGCGACCCGAGACCUUCAAGCUACGUCGCUCCAGAGAAACAGGGGUCGAGUUGAAGCACCUUGCUGUGUCGUUCAAGAACUUGACCCUCUUGAACCAAUCGACGGUGUGGACAUAUUGA